Metopolophium dirhodum (rose-grain aphid) is the source of this 423-nucleotide messenger RNA. RefSeq lists its product as uncharacterized. The transcript is spliced from 3 exons. The record is from RefSeq and is a predicted model, not a curated record. The coding region runs from base 1 to 423 and encodes 140 amino acids. NCBI's taxonomy places the organism in Eukaryota, Metazoa, Arthropoda, Insecta, Hemiptera, Aphididae.
AUGGACCGGGUAAAUGGUUCGGUGAUGGAAAUGUGUUCCGACCAGCUGGACAACAGGUCAGGAAAAUCAUUAAGGAUCGAAAAUGUUCCGGACAAAAUUGAAAAUCUCACCGAGGUGAAUUCUAUCACCUAUACCCACAGUUGCGAAAAAAAGAAAAUUUCUAGGAGAAAACUGUUGAAUGAAUUUGGCGAAGGCAGCAGUAUAACUCAAAAUUACUUUAGUUCAUCCGAUGAUACGGAAUUUUCAAAACUGUGUGAUGACAAUAGUGAUGAUGAUAUUGAUGAUGGAGGAGAAACAUGCUUGAUAUGUGAAGAGAGGGGAAAGAAUGAGAUUUGGUACAGGUGUACAAUUUGUGGUUUUUGGAUUCACUCAGAGUGCAGUGGUGUAGUAAAAGACUAUGAGUGUGACAUAUGCAGAAACUGA